UCUUUCGAGAUGAAAGAGAAGAGAACCGAAUGCCUCAAUCGAAGCCACCAAUAACCCCGACUGAACCCAUAGGCAUGUGGUAGAAUGUCUUUGAAAUUAGGGUUUUAGUUGGUGACUGUAUCUCUCUCCUCGCGUCCUCCAACCACCAACCACUCCAUCUUCGAUUCUCAUUUUAUAAAUCUCGUAAAAAGAAGAAAAUGGCUUCAACUGGGGCGCAAGCAUCUUUGAAGAGACGUGAUUCGACGCUGACUAGAGAAUCAGAUAUCAUGACUAUAACUCCAUUAGGAGCUGGAAGUGAGGUUGGGAGAUCUUGUGUCUUCAUGACCUUCAAGGGGAAAACUAUCAUGUUUGAUUGUGGGAUUCAUCCUGGGUUUUCGGGCAUGGCUGCUUUGCCUUACUUUGAUGAAAUCGAUCCUUCUACCAUUGACGUUCUUCUCAUUACUCAUUUUCACUUGGAUCAUGCUGCAUCCCUUCCCUAUUUUCUGGAAAAGACCACCUUCAAGGGAAGGGUCUUCAUGACUCAUGCAACCAAGGCUAUUUACAAGUUGCUUUUGUCCGACUUUGUGAAAGUGAGUAAAGUUUCAGUUGAAGACAUGUUAUUUGAUGAACAAGACAUCCUACGUUCUAUGGAUAAAAUUGAGGUAAUUGACUUCCAUCAAACCCUAGAAGUCAACGGCAUCCGCUUCUGGUGUUACACAGCCGGACAUGUCCUUGGUGCGGCCAUGUUCAUGGUAGACAUAGCCGGUGUUCGUGUACUCUACACGGGUGAUUACUCACGUGAAGAGGACCGCCAUCUUCGAGCCGCUGAGCUACCUCAGUUUUCCCCAGAUGUAUGCAUAAUCGAGGCAACUUAUGGAGUCCAACUUCACCAACCGAGACACAUUCGUGAGAAACGGUUCACAGACGUCGUCCAUUCAACCGUUUCACAAGGAGGCCGCGUCCUAAUUCCCGCUUUUGCCCUUGGUCGUGCACAAGAAUUACUGUUAAUCCUUGACGAAUACUGGUCAAAUCACCCCGAGUUACACAAUGUCCCGAUAUAUUACGCGUCCCCACUCGCAAAACGUUGCAUGGCCGUCUAUCAAACUUACAUAAACGCAAUGAAUGAAAGGAUCCGUACCCAAUUUGCAAGUUCGAACCCGUUUGAUUUCAAGCAUAUUUCACCUUUAAAAAGUAUCGAGGAAUUUAACGAUGUGGGACCGUCGGUGGUGAUGGCUAGUCCAGGUAGUCUUCAAAGUGGGUUAUCUAGACAGUUAUUUGACAAGUGGUGUGCCGAGAAGAAAAACGCUUGUCUCAUACCUGGUUAUGUCAUUGAAGGUACAUUAGCGAAAACCAUAAUCAACGAGCCUAAAGAAGUCACUCUUAUGAACGGGUUAACCGCACCACUCAACAUGCAGGUGCACUACAUUUCAUUCUCGGCUCACGCUGAUUCCGCUCAGACGACUACUUUUCUCGAAGAACUUAUGCCUCCGAAUAUAAUUCUCGUUCAUGGUGAAGCCAACGAAAUGGGCCGGCUUAAACAAAAGCUUAUAACGCAUUUCACAGACCGCAACACUAAACUCUACACUCCAAAGAAUUGCCAGUCUGUUGAAAUGCCGUUUAAUGUAGAGAAAAUGGCAAAGACGAUUGGGAAAUUAGCUGAACAAACUCCAGAUAAUGGUGAAAACGUAAGCGGGUUAUUAGUGAGAAAAGGGUUCUCGUAUCAGAUUAUCGCACCCGAUGAUCUUCACGUAUUUUCUCAGCUUUCGACUGCUAAUGUCACCCAAAGGAUAACCAUCCCGUAUUCCGGUGCAUUUGGUGUAAUAAAACAUAGACUCAAACAGAUAUAUGAAAGCGUCGAGUCUGUACCAGAUGAGGAAUCCGGGGUGUUGACUUUGCGGGUUCAUGAACGGGUUACAGUGAGGCAAGAUUCAGAGAAUCAUCUGUCAUUGCAAUGGACGGCUGACCCGAUCAGUGACAUGGUGUCGGAUUCUGUUGUGGCUUUGGUGUUGAACGCGAGUCGGGAAAUGCCAAAAGUGGUGGAAGAAGUGAAAGAUGAAGCGGUUGAAGAACAGAAGAAAAGUGAGAAGGUAGUGCAUGCUCUGUUAUUGAACUUGUUUGGGAAUGUCAAAUAUGGGGAAGAUGGAAGGUUGGUGAUAACUGUGGACGAAAACGUGGCGUAUCUUGAUAAACAAAAAGGGGAAGUCGAGAGCGAAAACGAGGGUUUGAAGGAACGAGUGAAAGUGGCAUUUCGGAGAAUUCAAACCGCUGUGAAGCCCAUUCCGGUAUCGGGUAUGUGAUGGUAGUUUUCUUGUUUAGAUGUCGGUUUAUAGUCUAGUCGUCCAAACUGUGCACUCUCGUGGAGUCGUUUAUGAAUCUUGUGUUGUUUGGUGGUUAUAGUAAUCAUUGUAUUGUUGUUGAUGAAAACAAGGAGAUAUUGGUUCUAUAUUCGGUUUCAAACUGACUAAACAAAACAAAACUCAACACCAACCGGAAUUUAAAUGAUUUUACACA
Messenger RNA from Helianthus annuus (common sunflower), 2490 nucleotides. RefSeq names its product cleavage and polyadenylation specificity factor subunit 3-I. Gene Ontology annotation, biological process: mRNA 3'-end processing by stem-loop binding and cleavage. Gene Ontology annotation, molecular function: RNA binding; 5'-3' exonuclease activity; RNA endonuclease activity. The transcript has 6 exons. Gene Ontology annotation, cellular component: mRNA cleavage and polyadenylation specificity factor complex. NCBI's taxonomy places the organism in Eukaryota, Viridiplantae, Streptophyta, Magnoliopsida, Asterales, Asteraceae. Bases 198 to 2276 code for a protein of 692 amino acids. The record is from RefSeq and is a predicted model, not a curated record.